Messenger RNA from Sphenostylis stenocarpa, 2253 nucleotides. NCBI's taxonomy places the organism in Eukaryota, Viridiplantae, Streptophyta, Magnoliopsida, Fabales, Fabaceae. The record is from the annotation of a GenBank genome assembly.
AUGCUUGCUGCUGCUGCUUCAGCUUCUCGACACCUUCUUCAACUCGAUGGCAGCAUCGGUGCUUGCAGUGGCAGUGGCAAUCGAGUUCGCUCUAUUUUAACUGUUUCUGCCAUCGCCACAAUUUACCCAAAUCGCACCAAGACCUGUCAUAGUUAUGGUUAUGGAAUCAGUUUCAAUGCCCCAAAACACAGAACGUGCCCAAGUUUGUUGUUUGCUGUAAAGGGGUUCCUCUCUGAUUCAUCAAAUUCCAAUCCUCCACAUGGCAGAGUACCUAGACCAUACUUACCACACCCUAGUUCAACUGUGGAUGGGCGAGCAUUGUUCUCAUCUUCAACCAAAGAUGAGGGAAGCCAAAGCCAAAAGACUGGUUCUUCCACCAUUGCUAAACCACGACCAUCAGUUCCUGGUGGGGAAGUUGCUGAUGUGAAGAUCCUUGGCACACUUGCCAGUUACCUUUGGAUGAAAGAUAAUCUUGAAUUUCGGGUUCGGGUUAUUGCUGCAUUGGGUUUACUUAUUGGGGCUAAGGUUUUGAAUGUUCAGGUCCCGUUCUUGUUCAAGCUUGCAGUUGAUUCGUUGACGACUGCCACGGGAAGUGCUGCUACUCUUGCUUCGAGUUCAAGUGGGCUGGCUCUUUUUGCAACCCCAGUGGCAGUGUUGGUUGGAUAUGGGAUUGCGCGUUCAGGAGCUUCCGCUUUCAAUGAACUGCGGACUGCUGUAUUUUCCAAGGUUGCACUGCGGACAAUUCGUUUAGUAUCAAGGAAGGUCUUCUCACAUUUGCAUGACCUUGACCUUCGGUAUCAUCUAAGCCGAGAAACUGGUGCAUUAAGUAGAAUAAUUGACCGUGGUAGUCGUGGAAUAAAUUUCAUUCUCUCUUCUAUGGUGUUCAAUGUAGUACCCACCAUAUUAGAGAUAUCUUUGGUAGCAGGUAUACUGGCCUAUAAAUUUGGAGCUCCCUUUGCGCUGAUUACUUCCUUAUCAGUUGCUGCUUAUGUUAUUUUUACACUGUCUAUCACACAGUGGAGGACUAAGUUCAGGAGAGCCAUGAAUAAGGCGGAUAAUGAUGCCAGUACGAGGGUUAUUGAUUCACUUAUUAAUUAUGAGACUGUCAAAUAUUUUAAUAAUGAAGUGUAUGAAGCUGGUAACUAUGACAAGUACCUAAAGAGAUAUGAAGAUGCUGCUCUGAAAACCCAACGCAGUCUUGCUUUGUUGAACUUUGGUCAAAAUGUUAUAUUUAGUACUGCUCUUUCAUCAGCAAUGGUGCUGUGCUCUCAUGGGAUCAUGGAUGGGACGAUGACUGUUGGUGAUUUGGUAAUGGUGAAUGGGCUUCUCUUUCAACUAUCUCUUCCACUUAAUUUCCUUGGUAGUGUUUAUCGAGAGACUAUGCAGAGUUUAAUUGACAUGAAAUCGAUGUUUCAGUUACUUGAGGAAAGAGCAGACAUUAGGGACAAAGAAAAUACAAAGCCUCUGAGAUUUAAUGGGGGAGAAUCCAAUUUGAGAAUGUACAUUUUAGAAGCCAAAUUUAUUUACCUCACCGAAAGAAAGAUACUAGAUGGAAUAUCACUUGUUGUGCCAGCUGGUAAAAGUGUUGCAAUUGUUGGAACUAGUGGAAGUGGAAAAUCAACCAUUCUUAGAUUGCUAUUCAGGUUCUUUGAUCCUAAUUCUGGAAGUAUAAAGAUAGACGAUCAAGAUAUUCGAGAGGUAACCCUUGAGAGUUUGCGGAAGUCCAUUGGUGUUGUUCCACAAGAUACUGUACUUUUCAACGAUACAAUAUUUCAUAACAUUCACUAUGGUCGGCUUUCUGCAACAAAAGAGGAGGUCUAUGAAGCUGCUCGGCAAGCAGCAAUUCAUAACACUAUCAUGAAUUUUCCUGAUAAAUAUUCAACUGUUGUCGGAGAGCGAGGACUUAAGUUAAGUGGUGGUGAGAAGCAACGUGUUGCCCUAGCUCGUGCAUUCUUAAAAGCACCUGCAAUUCUGUUGUGUGAUGAAGCCACAAGUGCUCUUGACAGCACAACAGAAGCAGAGAUUUUAAGUGCCUUAAAGUCAGUAGCAAAAAAUCGAACUUCCAUAUUCAUUGCUCACAGGCUUACCACUGCAAUGCAGUGUGAUGAGAUUAUUGUUUUGGAAAAUGGGAAGGUGAUUGAGCAAGGACCACAUGAAGUGCUCUUAUCAAAAGCAGGAAGAUACGCACAACUGUGGGGACAGCAAAAUAACUCAGUUGAUGCAAUUGAUACAGCCAUCAAGCUGGGAGCAUAA